Messenger RNA from Nicrophorus vespilloides, 2022 nucleotides. It is a transcript of the gene Ntan1, whose product is annotated as protein N-terminal asparagine amidohydrolase. Gene Ontology annotation, biological process: ubiquitin-dependent protein catabolic process. NCBI's taxonomy places the organism in Eukaryota, Metazoa, Arthropoda, Insecta, Coleoptera, Silphidae. The record is from RefSeq and is a predicted model, not a curated record. The transcript is spliced from 6 exons. The coding region runs from base 453 to 1451 and encodes 332 amino acids. Gene Ontology annotation, molecular function: protein-N-terminal asparagine amidohydrolase activity. Gene Ontology annotation, cellular component: nucleus.
AACUCUCGACUGCUGCUGCUGCUUUCAUGCAGAGACAGAGGCAAAGGCAGACGGUAAACGGAGACUUUAGUUUAGUCGCGACGCCCGAUCCGAGCGAACAGGUUGCUGCUACAAGCCAACAGUUCAACACAACAGUUGAAGACGGUCAGAAGUUGUACGCACGCUCCGAAGGGACGAGACACCCAUCAACAUCUGUUGAAACCCUACACCCCUCAAUAAAAAAAUAUAAUAACACUCGACCACUGAACUGUUGACGCGUUCGAACGUAUAUUCAGAACAUGCUCUCAUUUAGGCAACGUUUUAACACCUCCAGACAAGAACAUUCUUUGUUGUGAAUACUUUGUGUGCCAUCUUCUACGCUCCUCGUCAAUCUCAUCCUCGAGCUGUCUACGAUCUCUCAAAAUAAAAAAUAAUAAGGACUAAGGAAGAAAAAAUUAAAGGGAUCUGCAGAUAUGGUUUUAGUGCUGAAUGGAGUGCUGCAGGAGGACUGUCCUCCUGACACGAGGUCGCUGUACCAUGCCCAUCCUGUUUACAGGGAUACGGCAGCCCAACUUCUGGCAAUUCCCAACAAAGUUAUAGGCCCCGUGGGUCUACUCUACGUCCAGCAGAGAGAGCUGGCCGCUACAGUGCCCCACGAUAAGAACGUCAAUAUCCUCGGCUCCGACGACGCCACGACCUGCAUCAUAGUAGUCGUCCGACACUCAGGAUCUGGCGCUGUGGCUUUGGCCCAUCUCGAUGGAUCCGGCACCGAUGAGGCUGUCUGCACGAUGGUGCAAAGAGUCCAGGAGUUGGCCUUAGGUUAUCCGGAAGGACGCAUUGAGCUACAGUUGGUUGGAGGCUUCAGCGACGCCCAUCAUUACUCAGAAGAACUCUUCUACAACAUAAUGAAUUCCUUUCACAAACAUCCAGUGGAAAUUGACUUGACAUUGGCUUGUGUGGGCGAAUUGAACACGACGAUACGCGGUGGCAUCCAUUGGCCAAUGAUUUGUGGAGUUGGAGUGAACGUAAAAACUGGAGAGAUCUUCCCCGCGACGUUCCCAGACAAAGGUCCCGAUCAGGCCCUCAGGUGCGCCAAGUAUCUGACAGGAGUUGCACAGGUAAUCAUAAAAAAGGCCUAUCUAUAUAUUGUAUACUUAACAGAGAACCCGUUUACGCGUUUGCAGGUAUUGGAUAUUUACGAUAGUAAUUUAGGCUUCUUGAGAAUUGGGCCAUUUAAUUACGAACCCUUGAGGGGAGUCGACUUGUGGUUGGAGCAGAGCGACGAUUUCAUUCUGCAGCAUCUGUCCACAUCGCCGGAAGUGGAACCACCACAUUUCGUGAUGCAGAUAAGGGCAACAUUAAAGUACAUCCAGGACAAUCAGUUUCCUGCGGUGACCGUCUUCCGGGAUAAUCGUCCUCACUAUUUCCGGCGGGAUGAGCACUCCGGAACUUGGCAACCGGUCAGAUAUUGAAUCCGGAAGAAUUCGCAAGAAAACAACAAGAAAAAGAAGAACGUACACAUAAAACAUGAUUAUAAAGGGCCGGAUAUUUUUCUCGGAUUAUUAUUACAAUUAUAGUUAUUAUCGAUUUAGAAUAUGUAUACAUAUUUUUUACAAAAUAGGUUUUUUUUGUAAUUUGUAAAGUUUUAUCUUCACAUCUUGUACAUACAUGAAAAGAAUAUAUAUUUUUAUUAUGUUUUGUUUAUUUUUUUUUAACGUAAGCAAAUUUAUUGUGAUCGAGACUAACUACAAAACACUGUUUGCGAUUCACCAUUGAGUCGUUGUUAUUAUUAUUAUUUUUUGUCUGUUUAAAUAGUUAAUAUGUUCGGAAUAGAUUUUAAAACCUUUGCAGAAGAUUUCACUUUAAUCGACACUAUAAUAUUUAUAUAUAAAUAAUUAUGUGUACGACGAAUAAAAGUGUACUCUUUCUUUUUAUUAUUCUAUUUUAUGUUUUAGUGAAAAUAAGUCAUACCUUGUUAUUAUUAGAGCCUUUUUGUUAAUUUGGGUUGUUGAAUAAUGAAAUAAAUGAUAUUUCAUUGCUUAA